Molecule: messenger RNA, 1661 nt
Organism: Myotis daubentonii (Daubenton's bat)
Lineage: Eukaryota; Metazoa; Chordata; Mammalia; Chiroptera; Vespertilionidae
Gene: LORICRIN
Product: loricrin cornified envelope precursor protein
Source: RefSeq, a predicted model, not a curated record
AGCUCCAGUGCUCCUCACACAGCCAGCAUCUCCCUCUUCUCACUCACCUUCCUUUGGGGUUUCCUUCCACCUCAGAGAAGAUGUCUCAGAAAAAGCAGCCCACCCCCCAGUGCCCCGUGUUCUGCGGGAAAUCCUCCGGCGGCGGCGGCGGCGGCGGCAGCUCCGGUGGCUGCGGCGGUGGCGGUGGAGGCGGCUCCGGUGGCUGCGGCGGCGGCGGCAGCUAUGGUGGCGGCUCCGGAGGGGGCAUCAAGUAUUCCGGGGGCGGCGGCUCCGGCGGCGGAGGCUCUGGCUGCUACUCCGGCGGCGGCGGCUACUCCGGCGGCGGAAGCUCCGGUGGCUGCGGCGGCAGCGGCGGCGGCGGCUCCGGAGGGGGCAUCAAAUACUCCGGCGGCGGCGGCGGCGGCUCUGGCUGCGGUGGCGGCUACUCCGGCGGAGGCGGCUACUCCGGCGGCGGCUCUGGAGGCUGCGGCGGCGGCUCUGGAGGGGGCAUCAAGUACUCCGGCGGCGGUGGAGGCUCCGGCUGCGGCGGGGGCUCAUCCGGCGGCGGUGGAGGCUGCGGUGGCUACUCCGGCGGCGGCGGCUCUGGCGGCUGCGGGGGCUCUGGAGGGGGCAUCAAGUACUCCGGCGGCGGCGGGGGCUCAUCCGGCGGCGGUGGAGGCUGCGGUGGCUACUCCGGCGGUGGCGGCUCUGGCGGCUCUGGCGGCUGCGGCGGCUCUGGAGGGGGCAUCAAGUACUCCGGCGGCGGUGGAGGCUCAUCCGGCGGCGGUGGAGGCUGCGGUGGCUACUCCGGCGGCGGCGGCGGCUCUGGCGGCUGCGGGGGCUCUGGAGGGGGCAUCAAGUACUCCGGGGGCGGCGGCUCCGGCGGCGGUGGAGGCUCCAGCUGCGGUGGCUACUCCGGUGGCGGCGGCUCCGAGUGCGGUGGCUACUCCGGCGGCGGCGGCGGCGGCGGCGGCGGCUGCGGCUACUCCGGUGGCGGAGGUUACUCCGGCGGCGGCGGCGGCUCGGGCCAGCAGAUCUGCCAGAGCUAUGUAAGCGGCUCCUCUGGUGGCGGCGGCGGCGGCUGCGGGGGCGGCUCCUCCGGCGGCGGCGGCGGCUGUGGCUACUCCGGUGGCGGAGGUUACUCCGGCGGCGGCGGCUGCGGCGGGGGCUCCUCUGGCGGCGGCGGCGGCUCUGGCGGCUACUGCCAGCAGACCUCGUGCGUCCCCCAGCAGUGCUACUACGAGGGGUCGUCUGGCGGCGGCGGCGGCGGCGGCUGCGGAGGCGGCUCCUCCGGGGGCGACUGCUAUUCCGGCGGUGGGGGCGGCGGCGGAUCCGGCUGUGGCGGCGGCUCCUCUGGGGGCGGCGGCGGCGGCUCCGGGAGUGUCCAGUGCGUCCCGGUCUGCCACCAGACCCAGCAGAAGCAGGCGCCCAGCUGGCCAUGCAAAUGAGGCCCGCGGGACGCCACGGAGGCGCGGGAGCUGGAGGUGUUCUUAGCGGACGCCGACGGGCGUAGUGUUCUCGUGAUAAUGCCAUGAGGUUCCAAAGCCUCACCGUUUAACCCCCUGGAAGAAGCCAUUGAACCCUCCAGCUGUAUCUUGUUCUGCAGUUUUCCCCUUGGCUUCUGCACCACUACCUCCCAACCCCAGUGCCUUCUCAGCCAAUAAAUUUGCUGAUCAUGAGAA